UACUCGAUCGUUCUUCUUCUUUGAGCUAGAACGCUCUUUAUCUGGGAUCCUCCAGUGGAGGAAAGUUGAUCGUUCCAUACGCAUUGUAAUGACUAGAAGGAAUGUAAGUGGAAAUGCCAACGCCAGUGGCUCCAAAUCUUUAGGGCUCAAUAGCGAUGGACCGCCCUCAUCCUUGGCGCCGCUCCACAAGCUCUUCUUCUUUGCCGAUCGAUGCGACCACUUGCUCAUGGCGCUGGGAUCGCUCGGCGCCAUCGCGCACGGCCUGGCGCUGCCGAUUUUCUUCUUCUCCUUCGGACGAUUGGCUCAUGUUCUUGGAUCGGACAAGGAUCUUCGGCACAUGUAUCACAGCGUGUCCAAGGUGGCAUUGGAUUUCUUGUAUCUGGGAUUGAUCCUCUUUGGCGCGUCUUGGCUAGAGGUUGCGUGCUGGAUCCAGACCGGAGAGCGGCAAUGCAGGAAGAUCAGGAUCAGCUACUUGGAGGCAAUCCUGCGGCACGAUAUCUCGUUCUUCGAUCGCGACGACGCGAGGACUGGGGAGCUCGUUAGCAGCAUUUCCUCCAACACUUUGCUCAUCCAGCAGGCUAUAAGCGAGAAAAUGGGAGUCCUCAUCCAUCACGUUUCCACGUUUUUUGGAGGCAUCGCAUUGGGAUUUGCAACUGUGUGGCAGCUCGGACUUUUGACGCUGGCAACCGUACCGGUGGUCAUUCUAGCUGGAGGUCUCUACGCUCAUGUCAUCACUGGCGUUUCAUCGAAGACCCAGAAGGAAUACGACAAAGCGGGAAACAUCGUUGAAGGAGCAAUUUCUCAAAUUCGGACAGUCUAUUCGUUUGUUGGCGAGCAAAAAACGAUCAGUCUGUACACCGCUGCCCUCGGUUCUACGCUACGUCUGGGAUAUAGAGCCGGACUUGUCAAAGGGAUUGGAAUGGGAGCAAUGUAUGCAUUGCCCUUGUGUUCUUGGGCCUUACUGAUGUGGUACGGUGGCAUUCUCGUAAGAAACCGCACGACAAACGGUGGAAAAGCUCUAUCUACAAUAUUUUGCGUGCUCUUAGGUGCCUUUGCUCUCGGACAGACUGCUCCGACCAUUGCUGCUAUAUCGAAUGCAAGAGCCGCUGCGUUCAAAAUUCUGGAAACUUUAGACAACAAGAAUACGAUCACUAACUGUGAAGAGUCAACGGAAUUUUGUCUUCAACACGUCCGUGGAGAGCUUGAGCUGAAUAAAGUUACCUUCAACUAUCCCUCCAGGCCAGAUGCUCGAGUUCUUCACGACCUGUCCGGGAAGAGCACGAUAAUAUCUCUCAUUGAAAGGUUUUACGACCCAAGUUCAGGAGAAAUUCUCUUGGAUGGUUACAACACCAAAUCUCUACAAUUAAAAUGGCUCCGGUCACAGAUUGGUCUCGUUAACCAAGAACCAGCUUUGUUCGCUACCACCAUCGCGCAAAACAUACUUUACGGCAAAGAUGAUGCGAACAUGGAGGAGAUAAAGCUAGCUGCCAGGACUUCAAAUGCGCACGAUUUUAUAAAUCAGCUUCCUCAAGGCUACGAAACACAGGUUGGUUCAAGAGGCUUACAACUUUCUGGAGGCCAAAAGCAGAGGAUAGCCAUAGCUAGAGCAUUGGUCAGAAAUCCAGCGAUACUGUUGUUGGAUGAGGCAACCAGUGCUUUAGAUGCUGAGUCCGAGAAUGUGGUACAAGACGCAGUCGACAAAAUCAUGGUGGCAAGAACGACAGUUAUUAUAGCGCACAGGUUGUGUACUCUCAAAGGCACAGAUUCCAUUGCUGUGCUUCAAAAUGGAAGGCUUGUGGAAACCGGAUCGCACCAACAGCUUAUUGCCGACGAAAAAUCUCUAUAUUCGGGACUCGUUCGGCUUGAGGAAGCCAGAACAACGGAAGCUACCUCAAGGCUUUCUAAUUGCUCCUCGAGCAGCUUUCGUAGGUUGUCGAGUGUGGAUGAUCUAAAUUCCAGCACCGGUGGCAGCUUCAGAUUGUCAAAACUGAACGGUCUAAGUUUUACCUCAAGGGAAGACGAGGAAAAUGUCGAGGCUGAUGAUGUUCUGAAGAAGUUCGUGACAAUCAACUUACCAGAUUUGCCGUUCUUGGUUCUUGGUACGAUUGGAGCUGUGUGUUCGGGCCUUCCUAAUCCGGCGUACUCAUUCCUCGUCUCCAAAAUUCUCGACGUCUACUACUAUCAGGACUUCGAAGAAAUGAAACGGCACACAGCAAAGUACAGCGUGGUCUUCGUCAUGGUUGCUGUGGGGGCAUUUGUUGCCUUUUUUGUACAGUACUACUCAUUCGGGAUUGCUGGGGAAAACUUGACGAUGCGCGUAAGAAAAAUGAUGCUAUCGGGUAUUUUACGCAAUGAGAUAAGCUGGUUUGAUCGAGAAGAGCAUUCAAGCAGCCAGCUUGCCUCUCGUUUGGCUUCUGAUGCCGUGUACAUGAAAUCUGCAAGUGGAGAUAUACUAGGUUCAAUGGUUCAAAACGUCGCUGUGAUAGUUGCUUCGUUCGCCAUAGCUUUUUUGGUGGAGUGGCGAGUAGCAAUUGUCGUGGCCGCAACUUUUCCGUUUAUUGUAUUGUCGACCUUUGCGCAGAAAUUGUUCCUUCAAGGAUUGGCUGGAGAUCUGGAAAGAUCUCAUUCUCGGGCAAGCAUGCUGGCCGGAGAUGCUGUGAGCAAUAUUCGAACUAUAGCAGCAUUCAACGCAGAAAAGAAACUCGUCAACUUAGUUACUUUGGAGCUUCAGACCCCGGCUAAACGCAGCUUGUUUCAUGGAAGCAUUGUGGGACUCGGCUAUGGAUUCUCGACUCUGUCUCUGUUCGGGUCCUAUGGUCUCGGCCUUUGGUACGGUGCCGUCCUCGUCAAAGCAAGCAAAUCAAGCCCCGCAAACGUUCUGCAAGCUUUUCUCGUCCUCGUCAUGGCGGCAUUUCCCAUCGCAGACAGUCUAGCAAUGCUUCCGGACAUUUCCAAGACGGCAAAGUCAUUCAAAUCAGUGUUUGAGCUGCUGGACAGAGCAACGGAAAUGGAUUUGGACGGUCCAACGUCACAAAAGCUCAUUAAACUCCGCGGUGAUAUAGAACUCCGAGACAUUCACUUUGCAUAUCCGUCGAGACCCGAGGUAGCUAUCUUUGCUGGUCUGAACUUGAAGAUUCGAGCUGGACGGAGUUUGGCUUUGGUCGGUCCCAGCGGCUCCGGGAAGAGCUCGGUUAUUGCAUUGGUGGAAAGGUUCUAUGAUCCUUUCAAGGGGAUGGUUCUCGUGGACGGCAGAGAUGUCAAAAAGCUCAACGUCAAGGCGUACAGGCGUCAUGUUGGUCUAGUGCAACAAGAACCAGCUCUUUUUGGAACGAGCAUUUGCGAGAACAUCGCCUACGGAAAAGAGAGUGCUUCGGAAGCUGAGAUUGUGGCUGCUGCAAAGGCGGCGAACGCCCACGAGUUUAUUAGCAGCCUUCCCGAUGGAUACGCUACAAACGUUGGUGAGCGAGGUGUCCAACUUUCAGGUGGUCAGAAGCAGCGGGUAGCAAUUGCACGAGCCGUUCUCAAAAAUCCUGCAAUACUAUUGCUGGACGAAGCCACGAGUGCUCUAGACGCCGAGUCUGAGAGAACUGUCCAGGAAGCUCUUGAGCGGCUGAUGGAGGAGAGAACGACAGUGGUUGUGGCACACAGGCUAUCUACGAUUUGCAGUGCCGACCAGAUUGCCGUGCUGCAUGACGGUGAGAUUGUGGAGCAGGGAAGGCACUCGGAGCUCGUAGCCAAGCGAGGAGCCUACGCUCAGCUCAUCAAGCUCCAGUCAUCGUCAUAAAGUAGAGACAACAGCUGAACUACCACAGUGUCGUCAGGCCCUUCAGCUGGAUCGACAAACAGAAGAAGAAGAACCAAGAGCGCGGAAAGAAAUGAGAGAGAUUGUCCACGUACAGGGUGGCCAGUGUGGCAACCAGAUUGGCGCCGGAAGUGAUAUGUGACGAGCAUGGGAUCGAGCCCACGGGAGCUUAUCGAAUUCGAAUACUUCACAGGAUAUUACAGGACCGGGAAGAAGAACUACACCAUCAACACCCUCGAAGAGGCUCACGGGUCACCAAGAGCGGUCCGCAUUUACAUCUACAAAGACCUCGUAAGGGGCAAUGAAAUCUUCCUUCGCUGCUGUCUCAACUGGCGGUUGAGGUCAUCAAGAAUGUAUGUUGAUGGCCUGAUCUUGUCCCUCCUCUGGAUAUUUAAGCCAAUGAUGUUAAUCGAUUCGUCAA
Molecule: messenger RNA, 4223 nt
Organism: Selaginella moellendorffii
Lineage: Eukaryota; Viridiplantae; Streptophyta; Lycopodiopsida; Selaginellales; Selaginellaceae
Product: ABC transporter B family member 19
Exons: 14
Coding region: 89-3784 (1231 amino acids)
Biological process (GO): transmembrane transport
Cellular component (GO): membrane
Molecular function (GO): ABC-type transporter activity; ATP binding; ATP hydrolysis activity
Source: RefSeq, a predicted model, not a curated record